CACUCGCUCCGCUACCAUGGACGAGCUCACGACGGAAUUGGAACCACGUAGCAGCUUCUACGACGUUUUGUCCUUCGACGCGGUUGGCGCGGAUGCAAACCGCGUCGAAGCAGGAAGUGGAAUCAGAGGCCGUGGGGAAGACCGAAUGCUCCGAGAAUCGGACAGAGUUCGAAUGUGCGCAGCAGAGAAGCGAACGAAGGGACAUGCGGAAGUCGAUGGCGGUUCGAGACGACAUGGUACGACGGUGAGCUGCUUGCGAACCGGCUGGUCGGUGCUGUGAGGCUUUGCAAGAAGCGAGCAUGGCGGGAAUGAAGGCUGAUGUUGUGGAUGGCGCCGAAGUCCCGCCAUCGCAGGCUGUCCCGUUGGUCGGAGUGCCGGUUUUUCCCAAUUGCAUCAAAUUCUCAGAAACCAAUCUCUUGGCAGUCGCGGCCGGCCAUCUCGUGACUAUUCUCAAUCCAGCAGCAUUGGCUGGUCCCCGGGGUUUCAUUCCUAUCACAUCGAGUCCUUUGUUUGACAUAGGAAAGACCCCAUCAGAAUGUUUACAAGCAGGAUCACUACUUCCGUACCUUUUGUUCCGGGAUCCACGUCCGGGGGUACGAGCAAUGGAUUGGUCUCCCUCCGGGUUGGCUCAAAAUGGAGGGUGCCUUUUAGCUCUUUGCACGACAGAUAACCGAGUGAAGAUUUAUCGUGAACCCUUCUCCGACUUCCAGUCCGAUUGGGUGGAGAUUAUUGACUUCUCAGAAAUGGCUUAUAGGCACUGCCUGGACGAAAAUUUCAGGGAAUGUGAGCUACUCUCCGCGCAGAUUGCCUUGAAAGAUCAUUCAAUGCCUACUCCUUCAGAUUGGGGCUUGUCGUUAAAACGGAAACAUGUGGAUGAAGAUGCUGGAGUAGAAGAACCGCAACAUCGAAAAGUGCAGAACAGAAAUUAUGGCUUGAGGCACAAAGCUGUGGGAAGAAUGGACCUGAUGGUGAGUUCGAGUGAACCUCAAGUAGUUCCAUUUGACGAUUGUGCCCAACAGGGUAUAACAGAUCAACCCUUAUCCAAGACAUUAUUGGGGAAAUCAAAUGCUACAGACACAGUCUCGUCAGAUGAAAGACCUUGGCUUUCGACACAACUGUCAGCAGUAAUGAAUGCUCCAACAUCGACCACCAGAACUCGAAGAGAAGGCACACGCUUGAAGGUGCUGGAAGAGAAUGCAGGCGUAUGUCCACCUGUAAGCUGCUCUGAUUUAGACGUUUCAAACGGGGAACUUUUACUCACGCUUGAUGAGCCUCUUGCAGUGGAAAGCUUUUGUGCAGAAGCGAUCCCCAACAUCCAUGAGCUUGAGUACAGUUUUACCACGUCAAACUUGCGAGAUAGAGACCAAGAAUGUAUUCAUGAAGCUGGAGAUCUUGCAGUCAGCGUCCAGGCGGACGAUGAUCUCAGUGAACCUUUGAUUUCCGUUCUGACCAGAACCGAUAAUCACAGAAAGGUUUAUGGAAGGAGACAAGCACCUGGUGGCAAUAACCUCUAUAGUAAUAGCAGUUACUCGCCUUCCAACGCUCCAGACGCAGAUACUUGCCCUGUGGAGAACACCUCAACACGACCUGCAAGGAUGAGAAAACUUCCUAAUAGAUUUAGGGAAGGAGGCGAGUCACCAUGGACAGGGAAAUUUUUUCCUAGGAACAAAACUCAGGCCAAAAGCAGAGGUUUAGAUAAGGAAAAGAGGGCAACCUUUGAGACGGAGAAGAGCGUUGUUGUCUGUGUGGAUGAGGAAACAGGAAAGCAAGAUGUCGGAGAUGAAGGGUCAGAAGACGCCUCGAAAUAUGUUGCAGAUUCCAGUGAAGAAAAGUCGGAGGCUCCGAAAAAGAAUUCUGGGUCCAAGUCGGAGAAAAGUUUCAAUACAGAACCUGACGACAAGAUAAAGAUUGCAGCUGACUAUGUUGCGCGCUCUGAAUUACUGUCGCCCCUUGCACUAGCUUGGUCUCCUAAGUGUCAGGCAACAAAAAGGGUGGAUGAUGCCGAAGUGAACAAAACUCAUACUUUCACCCUUCUUGGAGCUGGAAUGAAAUCCGGCGCCGUUAGUAUCUGGCGCAUGAUGAACCCUCCCUGCUACUCAGUUGAUCAGACACACAGUCCUGUUGAAGCUAGCUUUUUGGGAUUCUUAGAAGCUCAUAAGUCUUGGGUGACAAGUCUAUGCUGGGCAAGCUGCAACUUUGACGUGUUGAAAGUCAGUAUGUUGUCUUCAAACCAAUUUGGUGCCGUACUCGGAGGGAAACUGCUGCUAGUAACGGGUUGUGCGGAUGGAAGCGUCAAAAUUUGGGCUGCACAUCCAGACUCGCUUGUCAGUGCCUCUUCCAAGCAAUCUCCACCAUUUGCGUUCUGCAAACAAGUUUGGAAAGCGGAUUCCGUUCCUGUGACGUCAUUAGCAAUAGUUGUUCUUUCUCAAGCCAGUGAGAGGGCACUUCUAGCAGUAGGAAAAGGUUCAGGGAGUUUGGCUAUAUACGAGAUCAUGUCAUCUGGUGUAUGUCAUCAACUAUGCCAUCACGAUGGUGCGCAUCAGCAAACGGUGACAGGAUUGUCGUGGAAGUUUGAUGGUCGCUGUCUCUACACCUGUGGUCAGGAUUCUUUAAAAAUAUGGGAGCUUUGGAAAGCGGAACUGAGACCAGUAAGCUUCCCCGAUUGGAGUGCUGUUUUCCCGAUCUCAAUUAGCCCGGAUCUUUGCAGCUCGGACGCGAUGCAGUCUUUUUUCGGUGUGGCACUGUCUCACAACUGUCUAGCGUUAGCCACUGUGCGGGACCUUGAUAGUGACGUAUUAGAUCAAAUGUACCAAGCCAGAUCUCAAAAGGCGGUUUUACAAAUGUUCUGGUUGGGCAGCACGCCUACUGAAACGAAGAGGAAUAUCGGAUCUGUCGAAGGAAAAGGCAUGACUCCUUCUGACAUUGCUCGCUGGAGAGUCAGCGUUGUAUCUGCUCUACAGCAUCUGGAGGACCCCAAAGCACCCCUAGUACUGUGGGACGUGAUGACUGCCUUGUCCCUACUAAGACAAGCUGUAGGUCGCGAAGUAGUCGUAGGAACUUUAUCUCAGUGGCUAAUCAGCUGGACUCAAGGCGAAGAUGCAGUAAGCGCCGUGGAAAUACCUGAAAACCAGGCAAGAAAUUUUGAGAGGGCUGUGUCUGAAGCGAGCUGCCGACAACUUCACAUCUUAAAUGUCAUCUAUCGACGCAUUCUGCUCGUUCACUUAAAACCUGAAGUCAUUAAUACAAGUACCUCAAAAUAUAUUCCUCCUACCCAAAUAGCGAGCACCGUCACCAAAGAAGAAAAGUUAUGGAGAAAGUGUGUAUACCUAGUCGAGCACGAACUUAGGCAACGGCUUAUUUACUUGAGGCUGUGCAAAGCUGUACACGAAGAGGAAGAGUUAAAACGAGUAGGAAAAGGCAUAUUGUCCGAUACACUAUUGGCUGUCAACUGGGUUCUUGAAAAUUCGUCAUCGGUGUUGCCAGAGUUGUCGAAAGUAGCCACUCAGCUACGAAGAUCUCAUCGUAACCUAUGUCAGACUAUAUCAGAUUCGUGCCCUUAUUGCGACUCAUCUGUGGCUUUUGAGUCCCCUGAAAUUGCGAGCUGCCAAGGAGAUAAGAAGCAUCAUUUUCGGCGUUGUUGUGUAUCAAUGCAAGUUUGUGCUCAAACAAGCCAGUGGUACUGCAGGUGUUGUGAGCGAAGGGCAAUUCAACAGGCCCCAUCCUUGUUCUUUGAUCUUUCAUUGAGGUCUCAAUUACGAGAAAUCACAUCAAAUGAUAUGCGUCAGAGUGACACGUCCCCUUGUUGCCCUUUCUGCGGUGUGUUAAUGCACCGAUUGCUUCCAAACUUCCUCUUAACCCCUUCAUUAGUAUAGCAAGCUGCAAAUUUCAUUCCAGGUAUCAUCAUUCUUGAAAUCGUGUCCUUGCAAUAGACGAGGGCACUCGGCAUGUGGGUGCGAGUUUGAACCUCUAACCCUUGGAGAGAAUCAGAGAUGUCCAGCAGCCCUUUGAAAGUGUUGCUGUGACUUCAUCUUCACUGAAACCAUGUUAGUACAUUCAAAUCAGGCAUUGGAGUCUACCUGUAUCGAUGUAAGUCAAGUUAAGCGUUCGAAAGAGGUGGAAGCUUAGGUGUAAGAUGGUGUGGUCCAUUAUGUCACAUAGAUUCUUCAGUAGCGAUGUUGGAAUGCACCCUUUAGAGUCAUCUUUUACUUUAAAACAACUAUCGUCUAUACCUUGGCUUGUUAGGUUCUGAAUUCUCAGCCCCCACGGUUCAGAAACCUACUCUCCUCAAAAUCCAGUGAUGAAGGAGCCAAGUGUUCUUUAGGACUUUGAAACUUCACGCUAAAAUAUUGUUGAUGGUCACUGGAGGGCUUUCUUGCUUCGUACCGGUUCCUCCAUACUGCACACUUGGUCAGCCCUCCACUGUCAGUACGACAGCUGGUCUGAUC
Molecule: messenger RNA, 4445 nt
Organism: Marchantia polymorpha subsp. ruderalis
Lineage: Eukaryota; Viridiplantae; Streptophyta; Marchantiopsida; Marchantiales; Marchantiaceae
Source: the annotation of a GenBank genome assembly